AUGGACAGCAGACUUGAGAAGAUUAAAGCACAGGUUGAGUUUUACUUUAGCGAUGCGAAUUUCAGGGUGGACAAGUUUCUUAGGGAGCAGGCGAUGGCGAGCGAAGGAUACGUGAGCAUUGCGACGAUAGCGUCGUUUAACAGGCUGAGGAAUUUGAAUGCCACGGUUGAGGAGAUCAAGCAGUCGCUGGAGGGAAGCAAUGUUGUUGAGCUGAAGGACGACAAGGUAAAGAAGAUUGAGACGGAGGAGUAUUUGUCGUAUGUUGCUGAUGGAUGCAUUGAAAAGAGGGUUGUCUAUGCUGAGGGGUUUGAUAAGGAAAGCAGUCUUGAAGAUAUUGAGCAGAUACUGAGUGAGCAUGUGGAGCCUGCGCUUAUAAGGAUGAGGCGUGAUAAGGAGAAGGUGUUUAAUGGAAGCGUGUUUGUGGAGUUGAAGUCUGAGGCAGAUGCAGAGAAGCUAGUUCGAGCCAAGAUACUGGUUGGAGGCAAGGCAGAGAAUGGAGAUGAUGAAGAGUGCGUGAAGAAGCAGAAGAGCGAGGAGAAGUAUUUGAAUAUAAUAAAGAAGGAGGAUUAUAUGAAGGAGAAGGCAAGGAUGACUGCAGAGAAGAAGGAACAGGUGGCAAGAGAGGCGCUUGAGAAAGACUUUGUGCCAAGGCUGUUUAAGUAUGAAUCAAGCGAGGAACUGGAUGUGAAGGCGAUAAGGAAGAUCGUUAAGAACACAGCAUUUAUUGAUGUGAAUGAAAAGGUGAUACGGAUGAAGUAUAUUGAGGAAUUCAAAGAGAAGAAGUUUGAGGAGGAGGGAAAGGAAGUGACGCUGAUAAAGAUGGAUGAGGACAAGGCUCUUGAGUAUUGCAAGAAGAUCAAGAUAGUGCCGAAGGAAGAUAAGAAGCCGAUCAAGAAAUAA
This is a messenger RNA of Ordospora pajunii, 900 nucleotides long. RefSeq names its product la domain-containing protein. The record is from RefSeq and is a predicted model, not a curated record. Gene Ontology annotation, biological process: RNA processing. NCBI's taxonomy places the organism in Eukaryota, Fungi, Microsporidia, Ordosporidae. Gene Ontology annotation, molecular function: RNA binding. The coding region runs from base 1 to 900 and encodes 299 amino acids. Gene Ontology annotation, cellular component: ribonucleoprotein complex; nucleus. The transcript has a single exon.